Orycteropus afer afer is the source of this 1461-nucleotide messenger RNA. RefSeq names its product SRY-box transcription factor 18 (gene SOX18). Gene Ontology annotation, molecular function: DNA-binding transcription factor activity, RNA polymerase II-specific; RNA polymerase II cis-regulatory region sequence-specific DNA binding. The record is from RefSeq and is a predicted model, not a curated record. Lineage: Eukaryota; Metazoa; Chordata; Mammalia; Tubulidentata; Orycteropodidae. Gene Ontology annotation, biological process: vasculogenesis; angiogenesis; lymphangiogenesis. The transcript is spliced from 7 exons. Bases 1 to 1461 code for a protein of 486 amino acids.
AUGAGCCGCAACAUAGACUUGCGGCCCUCACCUCCAGCACCUGCAGGCGAACUCCUGCUCACACUUCAAAACCCAGUUAACACGCUCUCCAUAUGGUCCAAGGAGGUCCAGAGAGCCAAGUCCGUCAGCUGUUUCAUUCAGACAGUACAGUCGCCCUUCAGCAAAGCAGGGCCGCUGCUCUCCUGGUGCCAGCAGCCUUUCUGGAGGAAUAACCUGAAGGGUCAAGCCCCUUCCCACUCGGGGGUCGCCCCCUCGGAGAGGGGGGGCGACGCAGGGAAUCCAGCCGAGAAGAAAGGAGCCCCCGGGGAGGGGGCGGACCGGCCCGCGCCCCGCCCGCCUGCCGCCCAUUGGCUCCGCGUCGCUAUAUCUGGGCGCCCGCGGGGCGUCGGGCCACAACCAGUCCCACUGUCACCGCCCGUCCGCCGUCCGCCGCCCGCCGCGCUCCGCGCUUGUCCCGCCCAGGCCGCGCCCAGCUGGAAUGCAGAGAUCGCCGACCGGCUACGCCCCGAGCCGGGGCGCUAUGGCCACAGCCCGGCUGGCCGCGGGGAGCGCCAGGCGGCCGACGAGUCGCGCAUCCGGCGGCCCAUGAACGCCUUCAUGGUGUGGGCAAAAGACGAGCGCAAGCGGCUGGCGCAGCAGAACCCAGACUUGCACAACGCGGUUCUCAGCAAGAUGCUGGGCAAGGCGUGGAAGGAGCUGAGCGCAGCGGAGAAGCGGCCCUUCGUGGAGGAGGCCGAACGGUUGCGCGUGCAGCACCUGCGCGACCAUCCCAAUUACAAGUACCGUCCGCGCCGUAAGAAGCAGGCGCGCAAGGCCCGGCGGCUGGAGCCUGGCCUCCUGCUCCCGGGCCUGGCCCAGCCGCCUGAGCCCUUCCCCGCGGCGCCUGGUCCGGCACGCGCCUUCCGCGAGCUACCCGCGCUGGGCGCCGAACUCGAAGGUCUGGGCCUGCCCACGCCCGAGCGUUCGCCGCUGGACGGUCUGGAGACCGGCGAGGCCGCCUUCUUCCCGCCGCCCCCCGAGGACUGCGCGCUGCGGCCCUUCCGCGCGCCCUAUGCUCCAGCCGAGCUGCCCCGGGACCUGGGCGGCUGCUACGGGGCGCCCCUGGCUGAGGCGCUGCGGACCGCGCCACCCCCAGCUGGCCUCUACUAUGGUGCCCUGGGAGCGCCGGGCCCGGCUCCCUACCCCGGGCCGCUGUCGCCGCCGCCCGAGGCCCCACCGCUGGAGGGCGCCGCCGAGCCGCUAGGGCCAGCCGCGGAGCUGUGGGCAGACGUGGACCUCACCGAGUUCGACCAGUACCUCAACUGCAGCCGGACUCGGCCAGAUGCCGCCGCGCUCCCGUACCACGUGGCGCUGGCCAAACUGGGCCCGCGAGCCAUGUCCUGCCCGGAGGAGAGCAGUCUGGUCUCUGCGCUGUCCGAUGCCAGCAGCGCCGUGUACUACAGCGCUUGCAUCUCGGGCUAG